UUUUAUCGGCCGAGUUUCGGAAACCUUUCUCGGUUAUAAUAUUUUAUGAAACCAUUCAUUAGUUUUAAUAGAAUUUAUAAUAGAUCAACCCUUUUAAAGGAAAAAAAUAUUAGGAACUUUUCGAUGACGUUUCAUUUAGAAUUCUUACAUUUCCUCGGAAUGUUUAAAAUCCUUGCAAGCAGGAAGAAAUGAAAGAAGCCCGAGUUAACGGUGUAACCGUUUAAGUAGGGAACCAUUCUGUUAUUCUAUUAUUCUGCUGCCACUUGCUGUCCUCGCCACAACAUUGGGAAACUUUACUCACAUCGUUGGAAGGUGACAUCACCUUCUUUUGAACUGGGAACUGGAUGUAAACCUACAUAUGUGGAGGGGGCGGGAACUUAUUGUUCCGGAACUAGAAAAAAUUGACUUGAGAGUUUGGAACAAUUCACUUCCCAGAUAUGUUUUCAACUCUUUGCACUUGUCUGAUCAAUCAAGGCACUACCUGCUUUCUCUGAGUACCUGAUUUUCUGAAGGUUCAGUCAACACUUAACGUGUGGUAAACAUUGGUGACUUGAUUAUCUGGAUGAGCUCUGCAUCUUUAUUGCCCUCAAAGUUGGAACUGAUGUGUGUUGGGGAAUAAGGUGUUGUAGUGUAGAAUGAAACAUGCCAAACAUUGUCCAAGUUCAAAAAACCGAAGUCUUGAAAUGCAAGCUUCGUCAUGCAUUUCUUGCCGUACAACAUUGUGCAUCUGUGUGGCAGGAAUGUGCUCGUCAGCAAGAAGUGCAACUUAAGGAACUUUUUAACCUAUGUGAACAAUACCAGUGUUGUUAUGAAGCAAAUGUGGAAUCUUUAGAGCUCCCUGCUAGUCUGAAUGAAGUAAAAUCCAAGUUACUUUAUGUUAUUGUGGAGAAGAUAGAACAAAAACUGUGUGCAGUUCAAGCCACAAUAUGUGAAUUUCAAAAAUCUUAUGACAAAGUGAAUCAAGCAAGAAUCAAUGCUUUUGAACAAAAACCCGACAUGGUUUACUUGACUGAGAGUAGAGCCAUGUCCCCAACUCUGGCUACCAUGUUGGAAUGGUUAGAUGAUACAGAAAGACAGGUUUUUGUACAGCUACACCUCAAGAAAUAUUUACUUGAUGAAAUGAAAUAUGGUGACGUGUCAAUCCUGCAGCAGCUUCUCAAAUCCUGGUUACUUGAUGAUACUAAAGUCAUCAAUAAAAUCCAAGAAAGACUUCUUUAUUUGGAGGAUUUCAUGAACGAACCUUAAUUAAGGAUUGGGAAUCAAGCAGGAUCUCAUUGGGUACAUUCUCCGGAUCAAUACUAAAAGAAAACAAAAUUUAUUUGUAAUUAAUUGGGUUAAACAUGUCAUUGCUCUCAGGGAAAAUACAAGUGUGUUUCAAUAGACACCACAGAUUGAAAAGUUUUAGAUGAAAGUCAAAGAGGAACGUGAGAAAUGGUGACUUUUGGAAGCUAUUUUAUUUCUGUCUAAAUCUUGUUCUAUUUAACAAUUUGAAUAGUUAUUUGGUAUUGAGGCAGCAGUUAAGGAAUCAAUAAAUGUUCAUUGAUCUAUAUGGAGAAAUGCUUUACCUAAAUUCUAAAAUCUUUAUUCAGCUGAUUUGAUUUGGUAAGCACUAAGCUUCAUUUUAUUUGUGGAUUGUAAAUUUACUCAGCAGAUAUCCUUAGAUUAAAACAACAGUCGUUGUUGUUGUUAGCGGCUUUGUUGAAAUGUUACUGGUGUUUGUUGUGAGUAAUUUAUUGAUGCUUUACAUUAGGGUUGUUUGUGUGAGUAGCUCUUUCUUGGAACAGUAGCUGAGUACUGUGUAGAUAUUGCAGAGGUGAGGAGUUGUAUUAGAAAGUUUGUUUUUGAGUAGUUGGUACUCAUUGGGUUGAUGUGAGGACUUGGUACGCUGUAUAGUUUUUAUUCUUUAUUGAGAAUAUUAAUAUUAGUGGUAGCUAUUGUUGAAGAAGUUACUUUGAGGAUGUAAUAUCGUGUCAGGACACUCAGUGCAUGUCGCAGUUAGUUGUCAGAGGAACUCUGGAGUAUUGCUGCCAAUAUUAAACUGGAUUAGACUGCCUCAGUUAUAUCUCUAUGUUCCAGUUUCAAAUCCUGCCAAGGCUACAUUUGUCCCUUUAAACUAAAUUCUAGCAAUGUUUUUGUUUCUUAUAAACCUUUGGCCUCAUUAGACAGAAUUUCAUGUGAUAAUAUAAAGGUGCAGUAGCAGAAUUGGUAGUUUUUGUGAUAGUAACUGCCUAAUGGUAUUUAGUUUUGUCUUUCUACAUUCCGAGUUCAAAUCUUGCUGGGUCAAAUUUGCCUUUCACUCCUCUGAGAUCAGUAAAAUAACUAUUAAAAGAUAACUGAAGUUGAAUUAUUUAAGUAUAUUUCCCUUCUUAAGCACACUUAAUGCCUAUUCCAGUGUGAGGGAUGAAUAUUGGUUAAUAGAGAUGGGGUGGGUUUGACAGAAAUAGUAAAGUGCCAAAUGAAAUUUCUUAGUUUAUUCUUGGUUAAAAAAUCAAUCUCCUGAAAAUUUAUAAAAUAAAUACCAAAAAAUAAGUUGGCUUCAUUUAAAUAAUUCCACUCCUACAAAUUAAGGGUUCUGUUUAAGGAUGGUCUGAAAAUCAAAGGGGGACAUCACAAGCUGAAGAUGGCAUCUUAAGCUAAGGGAGACAUCAAAAGCUAACUUCAUCUAAAAGAAAUAACUUGGUAUUUUCAAAUUAAAAAUAGAAUUUUACUUGAUUAUGGAAUGAAAAGGCUAAAAGUAAUUAAAAUGCUUGUAGUAAUACUGCUGUUUGUUCACAAAUUUUCGUUAAGAAUAAAUAAAAAAACUGUUUAAAGAAAUUGUUUUAAUUAUUGAAAUAGGUUGUUAAAUGUAGAAUUGUUAGCAUAACAUGAAAAAAUAGUUGUUUUAGAUAAUUUGAGCUUUGCUUAGUUUAGAAGGUUACUUCACUUUCACUGACAAAUUUAGAUAUUUCAAGAAAUCUGAUGUGAUUGAUUUUUUAAAAAUGAUUUUACAUCAAUUUAUUGGGGCAAUUACUUUUGGAACUGGGUAUACGUCCUACCACUUUCCACUCAGCUGGAGCAAAUAGAUCUCAGUGCUUUGCUCAAACAUAUAAGACAAUGGAAGUUGUAAAAUUUGAACUUAUGACCUUGAAGUUGCUAGGCCAACACUUGAACCUUACUGGUAACAAAAAAUAAAAAA
Octopus sinensis (East Asian common octopus) is the source of this 3175-nucleotide messenger RNA. RefSeq lists its product as uncharacterized. The transcript has 6 exons. The coding region runs from base 643 to 1245 and encodes 200 amino acids. The record is from RefSeq and is a predicted model, not a curated record. Lineage: Eukaryota; Metazoa; Mollusca; Cephalopoda; Octopoda; Octopodidae. Gene Ontology annotation, cellular component: nucleus; cytoplasm.